CACUGGCAUUCACACCAGUUACAGCUCAGUCAGGACUGGGUGUGUUUAGGCUAUGUUCAGUGGAUACAUUUAGAAAGGAUGAAUAGAUGAUUUGGUGGUUCUAGAAAGAGUAAAGACUGAAAACAAGGGUCUUGUGAUGGCGUCCAGUCUGGUUCCUGGAUGUCAUGUAAUGAGUGAUCUCCUGACGAUCCGUGAGAGAGGCAUCCUCUUCACUCUGCUCGAACCUCAGUGUAAGCUGCUCAAAACUACAGUAGCACAGGUACUAGAGGCCAAAGACACCCAGGGUGAGAGUCCAGGCUGGGGUUAUUUAGGCUGUGGCGUGGUGUGUCUCAUUGAGGAUGAGUCUGUUCACUCUUACUUCCUGCGUCUCUACUGUGUCAAGCGUGCCAAGUUACUGUGGGAGCAGGAGGUGUACAUCCCAUUCAAAUACACUGCAACUCGCAUGUUCUUCCAUACCUUUCCUGCAGAUAGCCACCAGAUAGGUUUCAACUUUGCAAAUCAGACAGAGGCAGAGGAAUUCUAUCUUACAGUGAAGGCUGUCCAACGAAAGCAAGAAAACAUGACUGACAUGAUUAAGAUGACAGACACUGCAGCAGACACCUCAACAAGUGACCCACCUGACUCAGGAAUGAAACCAGUGGAACAUUUGGACAUGGACGAGCAGUUCCCUUUGGAUGCACCAUCCUCUACUGUUACACCAGCCACCAGUUCAUUUCAGGAUCUGGAUCCCGCUAUGAGAAGACUCUUGAUGCAGGCAAAACUCCCUGUGGAAGACCUGAAAGACAAGGACAUUGCUGAAGCUGUUGACUGCAUCAUCAACAAAUUUGGAGGAAUAAAGGCUGUGCAGAGAGAGUUGAGGAACAAAGGCCCAGUCUCCCAGACAUUGCCAAGAGCUGCAGGGGCAUCCAUCUCCAUAGCUCUAAAGAAAAGGCCUUUGCCACCGGUCCCUCCUAUCAAAGGCAACACCACCUCCCGACAGACACCACAGCACUCAGAUGGAGUAAACCUGUGUCUGAUUCCUCCUCCUCCGCCUACACUAGCUCCAGCUGAUCCAGAGAGAAUCAGAAAGAGUGCAAGUUUCAAACAUGUGGGCUUCUCAGCAGAUCCAGAAAGAGGUGACCUCAUCCUAAAUGCACUGAGAGAAGCGUUCUUACAAAAGCAGCUCCAGUGAUGCACAGGAGCGAGAUGGACAUGCACCUUUAAAAGGCCUUGAGCUGCUGACAAACAUCUUUCACUCUGAUACAUUAAAGAUUCGUGAUACUGUA
This is a messenger RNA of Lates calcarifer (barramundi perch), 1265 nucleotides long. Its product is annotated as actin nucleation-promoting factor WASL-like. Gene Ontology annotation, biological process: actin filament organization. Lineage: Eukaryota; Metazoa; Chordata; Actinopteri; Centropomidae. The record is from RefSeq and is a predicted model, not a curated record. The transcript is spliced from 9 exons. The coding region runs from base 137 to 1171 and encodes 344 amino acids.